Molecule: messenger RNA, 1155 nt
Organism: Aricia agestis (brown argus)
Lineage: Eukaryota; Metazoa; Arthropoda; Insecta; Lepidoptera; Lycaenidae
Product: transcription factor Sp5-like
Exons: 2
Coding region: 85-1059 (324 amino acids)
Biological process (GO): regulation of transcription by RNA polymerase II
Molecular function (GO): DNA-binding transcription factor activity, RNA polymerase II-specific; RNA polymerase II cis-regulatory region sequence-specific DNA binding
Source: RefSeq, a predicted model, not a curated record
CAAGCCAGUUAUUAAAAACGUCUCGGCGCGAGCGGUGCGCCGCCCUGUAAUUAUCCAGUUGAAGGCUGUUUGUCACCACCGGAAAUGCAGUACGUGGAGCCGCCCGCGCAGAUGAUGAACAUGGUGGGAAGCUACGGAUGUACGUACGGCCGGAGCGACGUCCUGUCCCCGGCUUCGGACUAUUCGUCCUGCAGCAGUGCUUCCUCUGGUGCGUGGUGCGGAACCACCUGGAGGGAGCUGCCCUACCCCCAGUACUCAUCAUACUGGCCCACCACCACCACCACCACAACAGAGGAGGCUCGUGAACUACAAAGAAGAUGUGCCAAAUGCCGCUGCCCGAACUGCCUAACUGAGGCUGCGGGAUUUGGCCCGAAUUUUGGAAAAGAUGGCGCGAAAAGAGAGCACGUCUGUCACGUGCCCGGCUGCGGAAAAGUUUACGGGAAAACCUCUCACCUGAAGGCCCAUUUAAGAUGGCACACCGGAGAAAGACCCUUCGUCUGCAACUGGCUGUUCUGUGGCAAGCGGUUCACUCGAUCCGAUGAGCUGCAGAGGCAUCUUCGGACGCACACAGGAGAGAAAAGAUUCGCUUGUCAAUUGUGCACGAAACGGUUCAUGAGGUCUGACCACUUGGCCAAGCAUGUGAAAACCCAUGCGAACGUAACGAAGAAGAGCAAGAAGGCGAAAGAAGAUGACAAGGCCGAAUCUCCGAAGCCAUGCGAAGAAAAGAAGCCAGUGCCUACAGAUAUCACCGCCAUAACGGGCAGUUCAAACUAUGGGACAGUGCCGGUCGCUAACGCCCCCAAACAGAUGUUAAAUUAUGCGACAGUUGCCCCACAAUUGCCCAACCAUAGUUACAACAGUGCUCCAGUGUACAGUGGUAGUGUAAUGUACAACGGCUGGGGCGACGUGCAUCAGGAGGCCCUGUACUCUCGGGGUCCCGCCAGGGACCACAGGUUCUACCAGCAGUAUCCGACCCUGCCUUACCAGUGCGCGUCCAAAGACAACUAUUUGUUCCAAGGACACUAUAACCUACAGCCUCCCGUCGCGAUUGGCCAAUAAUAUUUACUGUAAUUAUACAAUAAGUGACAGUAUUACAGAGUAAGUAACUGUAAUAACAAAGCAAGUGACAGUAAUACAGAGUAAGUAACUGUAAUA